This is a messenger RNA of Talpa occidentalis (Iberian mole), 6677 nucleotides long. RefSeq names its product pleckstrin homology like domain family B member 1 (gene PHLDB1). Lineage: Eukaryota; Metazoa; Chordata; Mammalia; Eulipotyphla; Talpidae. The coding region runs from base 431 to 4672 and encodes 1413 amino acids. The transcript has 23 exons. Gene Ontology annotation, biological process: regulation of microtubule cytoskeleton organization. The record is from RefSeq and is a predicted model, not a curated record. Gene Ontology annotation, molecular function: protein binding. Gene Ontology annotation, cellular component: basal cortex.
GACUCUGGACAGUUUACCCUUGGUUCUGAGGACCAAAGCGUCCUACAGUGUCAAGUCUGGUUAAGAACCCCAGAACCCGAUAUUCCCAGUACUAGUCACCGUUGAGGGCUUUUUUGUUUGUUUCUUUGUUUUUUGUUUUGUUUAAUUUUCUGCUAAUAGUGUGCAGGUGAGCUUGCUUUCUUGGGAAGCAAGGGUGCAGGGGUUGAGAUUCAUAGAGGUAGCAGAAAAGGUUGAGUUUUCUUGUUGUGUCUCCUUUAAGAAAACAUCCUACUGAGACACCUGGGAAAAGAGACAAAGAAGCCAGGGAAGGGCUGGGGGAGGGAGCUCCUGCUCUGCCCUGCAGUGGGCUGAAGGCCCUCUGAAGACCAGCAUCCCUGGAGGGGUCCCUUGAUUCACUUCUCCCACUAAGGAGCUCUGGAGCACCAGGACCAUGAAUACUCUUAAUAGGAACCAGAUAGGCCCUGGAUGCAAGACCCAAGCAAUGGUGCAGAAAGGCCCCUUGGACCUGAUCGAGACAGGCAAAGGGCUGAAAGUGCAGACGGACAAACCCCAUCUGGUGAGCUUGGGCAGUGGGCGACUCAGCACGGCUAUCACCCUUCUGCCGCUGGAGGAAGGGAGGACAGUGAUUGGCUCUGCGGCCAGGGACAUCUCGCUGCAGGGUCCGGGUCUGGCCCCCGAACACUGCUACAUCGAGAACCUUCGAGGCACACUCACCCUCUACCCCUGUGGCAAUGCCUGCACUGUUGAUGGGCUCCCUGUCCGGCAGCCCACCCGGUUGACUCAGGGCUGCAUGUUGUGCCUGGGCCAGUCCACCUUCCUCCGCUUUAACCACCCGGCCGAAGCCAAGUGGAUGAAGAGCAUGAUUCCGGCAGGGGGCCGGGCCCCUGGGCCCCCCUACAGUCCUGGCCCUGCAGAAUCAGAAAGCUUGGUGAAUGGGAACCACACCCUACAGUCUACAUCCCGGGGACCCUCAGCCUGUGCCAGCCACAGUUCCCUGGUGAGCUCUAUUGAGAAGGACCUGCAGGAAAUCAUGGACUCACUGGUGCUGGAGGAGCCUGGAGCUGCUGGCAAGAAGCCUGCUGCAACCUCCCCACUGUCUCCGAUCGCAAAUGGUGGGCGCUAUCUGCUGUCUCCCCCAACCAGCCCUGGAGCCAUGUCUGUGGGCUCCAGCUAUGAGAACACCUCUCCAGCCUUCUCGCCACUCUCCUCACCGGCCAGCAGUGGCAGCUGUGCCAGCCACUCACCCAGCGGGCAGGAACCAGCACCUGCCAUGCCCCCGCUGGUACCUGCUCGUUCCUCCAGCUACCACCUGGCAAUACAGCCCCCACAGUCCCGACCGAGCGGUGCCCGCUCCUCUGAGAGCCCCCGACUGGGCAGGAAGGGGGGUCAUGAGCGGCCUCCCAGCCCCGGCCUCCGGGGUCUCCUGACAGACAGCCCUGCGGCCACUGUCCUGGCGGAGGCCCGCAGAGCCACUGAGAGUCCCCGACUCGGUGGGCAGCUCCCUGUGGUGGCCAUCAGCCUCAGUGAAUACCCAGCUUCUGGUGCCCGCAGCCAACCCACCAGCAUUCCUAGUAGCCCUAAGUUACAGACUCCGGUCCCUGCUCCCCGAAACAAGCUUGGUGCACUGCAGGACCGCCCUCCCAGCCCUUUCCACGAGCUGCCAGGCUCCGAGCGGGUGUUGACGACCAGCCCCUCACGCCAGCUGGUGGGCCGGACAUUUUCAGAUGGGUCAGCCACGCGGCCCCUGCAGCCUCCCGAGAGUCCCCGCCUAGGCCGGCGGGGCUUGGACAGCAUGCGGGAGCUCCCUCCCUUGAGCCCGUCUCUCUCCCGGCGAGCACUCUCCCCCAUGCCUGCCCGGACCACCCCGGAUCCCAAGCUGGCCAGGGAAGUGACUGAGAGCCCCCGCCCCCGGCGCUGGGCAGCCCACGGGGCUUCACCUGAGGACUUCUCCCUGACGCUGGGGGCACGGGGCCGAAGGACGCGCAGUCCCUCUCCUACGCUCGGGGACUCUCUGGCCCCCCGCAAGGGCAGCUUCAGUGGCAGGCUGAGCCCGGCCUAUAGUCUGGGCUCUCUGACUGGGGCUUCCCCCCGCCAGAGCCCCCGUGCUCAGAGGAAGCUCUCUAGUGGGGACCUGCGCGUGCCCAUCAUUCGCGAGCGGAAAAACAGCAUCACAGAGAUCAGCGACAAUGAGGACGACCUCCUGGAGUACCACCGGCGGCAGCGCCAGGAGCGGCUCCGGGAGCAGGAGAUGGAGAGGCUGGAGCGCCAACGCCUGGAGACUAUCCUGAGCCUGUGUGCGGAGUACAUCCGGGCUGAUGAGGGCCCCGAGGCUGGGGAGCUGCCCAGUAUUAGGGAGGCCACUGCAGCACUGGCCCUGACAGGCCGGAGGCCCUCACGAGGCCUUGCAGGGGCCAUUGGGGCCUCUGGGCGGAGCAGUGAGGAGCCUGGAGGUGCCACCCAACGCCUGUGGGAGAGCUUGGAACGCUCAGAUGAAGAGAAUCUCAAGGAGGAAUGCAGCAGCACUGAGAGCACCCAGCAGGAGCAUGAAGAUACACCGAGCUCCAAGCUCCAGGGAGAGGUGCUGGCCUUGGAAGAGGAGCGGGCUCAGGUCCUGGGGCGUGUGGAGCAGCUCAAGGUCCGUGUGAAGGAGCUGGAGCAGCAGCUACAGGAGUCGGCCCGAGAGGCUGAAAUGGAGCGGGCCCUGCUGCAGGGGGAGAGGGAGGCAGAGCGCACGCUGCUGCAGAAGGAGCAGAAGGCAGCAGACCAGCUGCAGGAGAAGCUGGUGACCUUGGAGACAGGCAUGCAGAAAGAGAGGGACAAGGAGAGGGCGGAGCUGGCCGCGGGACGGAGGCACCUGGAGGCCCGCCAGGCGCUCUACGCCGAGCUCCAGACGCAGCUCGAUAACUGCCCCGAGUCAGUGCGGGAACAGUUACAGGAGCAGCUGAGAAGGGAGGCAGAGGCCCUGGAAACCGAGACCAAACUCUUUGAGGACUUGGAGUUCCAGCAGCUGGAGCAGGAGAGCCGCGCCGAGGAGGAGCGGGAGCUGGCUGGCCAGGGGCUGCUGAGAAGCAAGGCUGAGCUGCUGCGGAGCAUCGCCAAGAGGAAGGAGCGCCUGGCAGUCCUGGACAGUCAGGCUGGACAGAUUCGGGCCCAAGCUGUGCAAGAGUCAGAGCGCCUGGCCCGGGACAAGAAUGCCUCCCUGCAACUGCUGCAGAAGGAGAAGGAGAAACUGGCUGUGUUGGAAAGAAGAUACCAUACACUCACAGGAGGCAGGCCUUUCCCGAAGACCACAUCCACCCUCAAAGAGAUGGAGAAGCUGCUACUCCCCGCGGUAGACUUAGAGCAGUGGUACCAGGAGCUGAUGGCCGGGCUGGGGACUGGCCUUGCUGCAGGCUCCCCUCGCUCCUCUCCCCCGCCUCUGCCUGCCAAAGCUUCCCGCCAGCUGCAGGUUUACCGCUCCAAGAUGGAUGGUGAAGCCGCCAGCCCCCUGCCCCGGACCCGCAGCGGCCCUCUCCCCUCUUCCUCUGGGUCUUCCUCCUCCUCCUCCCAGCUCAGCGUGGCUACCUUGGGCCGCAGCCCCUCCCCGAAGAGCGCUCUGCUUGCCCAGAAUGGCACAGGCAGCCUUCCUCGCAACCUGGCAGCCACGCUGCAGGACAUUGAGACCAAACGCCAGCUGGCCCUGCAGCAGAAGGGGCAGCAGGUGAUUGAGGAGCAGCGGCGGCGACUGGCUGAGCUAAAGCAGAAAGCAGCAGCCGAGGCCCAGUGCCAGUGGGAUGCCCUGCAUGGGGCAGCCCCCUUCCCGGCAGGCCCCUCGGGCUUCCCCCCACUCAUGCACCACUCCAUCCUGCACCACCUGCCGGCUGGGCGGGAGCGCGGGGAGGAGGGUGAGCACGCCUACGACACGCUGAGUCUAGAGAGCUCCGACAGCAUGGACACCAGCAUCUCCACGGGGGCCAACUCUGCCUGCUCCCCCGACAACAUGUCCAGUACGAGCGGCUUGGAUGUGGGGAAGAUCGAGGAGAUGGAGAAGAUGCUGAAAGAAGCUCACGCGGAGAAGAGCCGGCUCAUGGAGUCCAGGGAGCGGGAGAUGGAGCUCCGGAGGCAGGCCCUGGAGGAGGAGCGGAGGCGGAGGGAACAGGUGGAACGGAGGUUGCAGAGCGAGAGUGCCCGGAGGCAGCAGCUGGUGGAGAAGGAAGUCAAGAUGCGGGAGAAGCAGUUUUCCCAGGCAAGACCCUUGACCCGCUACCUGCCCAUCCGGAAGGAGGACUUUGACCUGAAGACCCACAUCGAGUCUUCAGGCCAUGGCGUUGAUACUUGCCUGCACGUGGUGCUCAGCAGCAAGGUCUGCCGUGGCUACUUGGUAAAGAUGGGCGGCAAGAUUAAAUCUUGGAAGAAGCGCUGGUUUGUGUUCGACCGGCUCAAGCGCACCCUUUCCUAUUACGUGGAUAAGCAUGAGACGAAGCUGAAGGGGGUCAUCUACUUCCAGGCCAUCGAGGAAGUGUACUACGACCACCUGCGCAGUGCGGCCAAGAGCCCGAACCCAGCCCUCACCUUCUGCGUGAAGACCCACGACCGGCUCUACUACAUGGUGGCACCGUCUGCGGAGGCCAUGCGCAUCUGGAUGGACGUCAUCGUCACCGGGGCUGAGGGCUACACUCAGUUCAUGAACUGACCUGAGUGGAGCUCGGACCUCAGGCCACCCUGGGCCCACCCGCUGCUGCUCGGCUUGGUCCUGGAGGCCGCGGUGUGCUGGGCCACGGGCCUCUCAGGAGAGCCGUGGGCUUUUGUACAAAACGACUUCGUAAUGACCAGCUCUGUGAGUUUCCGAGCUUGGGCCCCUCAAAGAGCCAGCCGGACCUAGAGCGUGGAGAAAGAGCCCAGACCUCGCAAUGCCCUUUCAGGGGCUGGGCCAGAGCCGAGGAGCUGUCACAGACGUCUCAGCUCUCCCCUGGCGCCUGUGCUCCCCAGCCUGUGUUCUCAUUUGUUAAGGACAAGUUAUGGUACCAGAAUCUGCCAAAGAUCCCCUCUUGCCCAGCAGGCCUCGGGCGCUGAGCAGAGUGACAUCCAGAGUGGGGUGACAGCUCAGGCAGUGUACUUCUCGAACCUCGCUCUACCCUGUUCCCCCGUUUAUAUUUUUUACUUGCUCAAGGGCCAGUGACCUCGGGUGUCACCCUUGAGGUUCCUGCCCCACCCCUUGUUGCAGACCCAGCCCGUGGUCCCCGUAGUAACUGCUGCAUUGCCGUGGUUACAUACCAAUUGCCGCAGCUGCAGCCCCAUCCGAGGUGCGUGCCACCAUCUCUCCAGCCCAGGCCCCUGGGUGACUAGUGCUGGGGGACAGGACUGGGCCCCUGCUCCCUGCAUCUCCAGGCCCUGCCACGCAGCCUGCCAGCCCCCCAGUCCAACCUCUCCCUUCCACUUGUGCCUUGCUUAGAGCCAGAAGGGAUGAAACAGGGGAAUCUAGAUACCAGAGGAGCGAGGCACAUGGACUGGCCGUCCUCGGGGUUCUCUGCAGGACUGAGGUGCUGACAGGGACGGAGGAUGGUUCAGAGGCUCCCUGGGGAAAGCCCAAGCAAGAGAGGACGCACUAGAGCGGGAGGGCCCCCAAUCCGGCUGCCUGCUCUCAGCCUCAGCAGAGGGUGGAAACAGAAAGCAGAGGACCAGGCAGCCAACCAUCUGGCCUCAGCCCUUCACGCCUUAACACUAAGCCCCGCUCCCUGCCCUCCUCCUCAGCGCCGGCCCCAUGGCUGCUGGGCCCGGGCUGGGUGUUUUUCAGUGUUUGUAAGCAUCUCAGCAAAACAAUAAAGCAUUUGGAGUAUGUUUGGGAAGCCAGGUGAUGUGGGGCCGGGGCUGGGUUACAUGGGGCGGGCAAGCUACGUUGUCUCACGAAGCAGGAUUUCCACCUUCUUAUUAAAUGUGCCAGAAAGGACCCGGGCCCCCAACCCAUGACCUCAGGUCCUUACCUUGUCCCCACGCCGCUGGCUGGGGAGCAGGAGGACAUGGGGUCUCAAGCAGUGGAGGAUGAAGAGGCGGGAGCAGGCAAGGCUCAUACAGAUUUAAUAGUUGGGAGCCUGGGGAGGCGAAGGCAGACCCAGCAGUGAGGUCCAUCACUGUGCCAGUAAGCUGAGGAGGAGGCUGAGCAGGAGCGCAGAUGCAAGGCAGUGGGGCUCGAGGAAAGCCAUCUGGGUUCCUGACGUCAGCUGGUCACCAUAGAGGUCCAGGAGGAUCAUGGCUACUCCGUUCGUCCAGCCGAACCCCGUCUGGAGAGAAACACGGCCAAUGGACAAGAUGGAAGACUCCUCACCCCCGCCCCAGUCCUCGCAUGAGGCUGUGGGAUCUCCCACCAGAGGCACCGCUCAGGGUACUCCCCUUGGACCCACACACAGCGAGGUAACACGAACAGGAUCCAUUCAGGGGGCAAGAGAGCCAUGGAUGUGGGAUGUCAGCCACUUACCUGAACUUCAUACUCCCCUCCACCACCUGGCUGGCCUUUAUCAAUGUCAUACUAGGGACAAGAGGACAGGUGCUAAGGUCAGGAGAUACCCCAGUCCCACCACCCCAGUCCUUCAGGGGAAGGAAGAAAUGGGAUCCUCUUUGGAAGAAGCUGCUUUCCACAGCUGUUGCACCAGUUUUACAUCCCCACGACCCGGCCCUCUGGGGAAGCUGGAAGGAAAGGCCUC